Molecule: messenger RNA, 656 nt
Organism: Rhinolophus ferrumequinum (greater horseshoe bat)
Lineage: Eukaryota; Metazoa; Chordata; Mammalia; Chiroptera; Rhinolophidae
Gene: PHPT1
Product: phosphohistidine phosphatase 1
Exons: 3
Coding region: 73-450 (125 amino acids)
Biological process (GO): peptidyl-histidine dephosphorylation
Cellular component (GO): cytosol
Molecular function (GO): protein histidine phosphatase activity
Source: RefSeq, a predicted model, not a curated record
GAGCCCGCCUCCUGCACUGGGUUGUGUGGGGGAAGGGCCGCGGGCCGCAGGGGCGGGUGCGCUCCGGGGAACAUGGCGGCGGCGGACCUCGUCCACAUUCCCGAUGUGGAUAUCGACUCCGAUGGCGUCUUCAAAUACGUGCUGAUUCGAGUCCAUGCCACGGCUCCCUCCGGGGCCCCUGCAGGGGAGAGUAAGGAGAUCGUGCGCGGCUACAAGUGGGCCGAGUACCACGCCGACAUCUACGACCGGGUAUCUGGCGAGAUGCAGAAGAAGGGGUAUGGCUGCGAGUGCAUGGGAGGCGGGCGCAUUUCCCACCAGAGCCAGGACAAGAAGAUCCACGUGUACGGUUACUCCAUGGGAUACGGUCGAGCCCAGCACUCUGUCUCCACUGAGAAGAUCAAAGCUAGGUACCCCGACUAUGAGGUCACCUGGGCUGAUGACGGCUACUGACGCCCAUCUGAGGCCCCCUGCCUCGAGCCGUCCAUUGCCCUUGAACUCUGCCCUUGAAGCCCCUCCUGAGGGGCUGGGCUGCACCCCCGGCACUGGACCACCCUGGCCCAGCCUGGGAGACAGACAGCAGCCUGGCCCCAAUGCCUGGGUUUACCUCGCCCGUGGGAAUUAAAAGCAUUGUCACCCCUUCUGGUCCCUGGAUGCUA